CUCGAUCUGAACAUCUGACCUUCCUCAAAUCCGACAUGACAGCAACAGAGGCAGCGCCCACGGCCACGCCGGAAGCCGUGAAGCCGGAGGCCGCCGCCUCCUCUCUGGUCGCAGACGACUCCUUGUCAGAUGAGGAGCUGCACGCCCCAUCCGCGGCCGCUAAGAAGAAGAAGAAGAAGAAGCCCAAGAAGAAGAAGAAGGCCAUUGGCGGUGUGCCCCCCGAGACAGUGCCUGUUCUCGCCGAGACAGCGGAGGAGGCGCAGCGCUGGGAGGCGCAGCUGGUCCGCGGGGCUAAGAUGUUCUCGCUGCCGCCUUGGCUGCUCAACGACAGUGAACGCGAAAAGCUCAACACCUUCCGCACGCCGGCGUGCGCGGGUUUCGCGUUGAGGACGCCUCGACUUGUCCUGCGACAGGUCGGGCUCGGAGAUACGACAGCGAUUCGCCGCAUCAAGAUGGAGCCAGUCGUGCAGAAGACGCAGUUAUACGGCUCGCCUGCUGCCGCAGACAUUCGUGACUCGUUCCAGCGGCGCUACGUUGCAUCCUCGAUUCCAGCGCUGGAUCGCGGUGGCGCCUGGCGCGACGAGUGGGUGUUCGCCAUCACUGCGAAGGACCCUCCAUCACUCAAGCUGGCUCCCGGCACCAACCUUCGCAUCACGAACCGCCUGAAGGACGCCGAAGGAUACCUGGGCAACUUUGCGCUGUCCAUCUCGACGCACCCGCACGCACCUUCCCUCGGCCCACGCCGCGGCGAGGUGUAUACACACCCGUCGUUCGCGGAUACGGCCGCGGCUGCGCUCGAAGGCAAGCUGUUCUACGAGCUGCACCCCCAGCUGUGGGGGCAGGGGCUCGCGAGCGAGGCCUUCGCUGAGGUCCUGCGCUUCGCGUUUGAGGAGGUCGGGUGUACACGCGUCAGCGCGGAUCCUACCACGACCGCCGAGGCGAGUAUCGCGCUCUGCAAGAAGUUUGGGCUCAACUUUGUGCGCCAGGAGAAGAACAAUGCUGGCAAGCCACAGCUGUUCCAUGAGAUCACGCGGGGCGAGUGGUUCAAGAAGUUCCGCGGUAUCGAGGGCAAGAUUGUCGCGGGCGCGAGUGCCAAGAUGGCUAGCAACGGCGAUACGCACAAGCACAGCCACGAGCACGAACACGGUGAAGACUGCGAGCAUGACCAUGACCAUGACCACGACCACGACCACGGCCAUGGCCAUGAGCAUGGGGACGACUGCGCACAUGACCACGACCAUGACCACAACCACAGUCACGCAAAGGCCCAUGACCACCCCCACAAACACCACCACGGUUACAAGCACGGUCAUGAACACGGCCAUGGCGGCUGCGACCACGACCACCCCCCGCCCCUUCCGCCAUCGGCCACUGUCGAUGUCGGCCCUGGGCCUUGGGCCGGCAAGGAGGUGUGCCGCUGGUGCACUGAUUUCCGCACCCGGCCGGUAAUUACGUGCAAGUGUGGAUGGGCCAAGUACUGCUCGCGCGAGUGCCAGCGUGCGGAUUGGGUGUGGCGCGGUGGACACCAGGGACAGUGUGAUGCGCAGACGGGCGUGCAAAAUGCGGAUGGAGAGUAGAGAGAGACACUCAUGUGCGUGUCCAGGUCAUUAAGAGAUGUAGGAGACAGACAAGUACCCUUUUCAUGUAUACCCGGCAUCUAGCUGCUUGUUUAUUAUCCACAUCGUGUACAUCCCGUUCAGAUCCGCGGUGAGCUUGGACGGCUCACCUCAGCGAAGCCUGCGUGCGCCGGUCAGCUCAGCGCCGCCACGAUGCGAUGCAUCGCGGGCGCGAGCUGCUUGCGCGUGCUGUGUGCGUUGCCCUGACGCC
Molecule: messenger RNA, 1827 nt
Organism: Cutaneotrichosporon oleaginosum
Lineage: Eukaryota; Fungi; Basidiomycota; Tremellomycetes; Trichosporonales; Trichosporonaceae
Molecular function (GO): acyltransferase activity, transferring groups other than amino-acyl groups
Source: RefSeq, a predicted model, not a curated record